AUGACUGACACCAAUGAACUGAGGAAAGUGGUUGUUGUCACUACGUUGAGUGAAAGUGACCCUAUGAGCAUUCUCCACUGUCACCCUCUCUACCUCUCAGACCCAUUCAAAGAGUACACAGAAUAUGACGGGUGGUGGAGGUGUGAUUUGUGCGGUGAUCGGUACAAACGCAACGAACUGAUGUACCAUUGCCCAUAUUGCUGUUACGAUGUUUGUGCGUCGUGUUAUUAUCAAGUUGUUGCGCAUCAUAGACACAUUGGGCACACUUUCACACCAGACUACAGUGGACGUGGGAAGUGUUGCGACUGCAAGAAGGAGUCUGAUGUGAUGUACAAAUGCAACCAAUGUGUUAUUCAAUACUGCAAAGACUGCUUUCAGUCGAUAGCGUCGUUUGGACUCCAUAACCAUCCUCUUUACAUCGCAGACCCUGGUGUUGUUUAUCCAGGGAAGUAUUGGAAGUGUGAUAAGUGUUUCACUGUCUUUGGCAAAGACAAAUUCACAUUAAUGUUUCACUGCAGAGAGUGUAAUGUUGACUUCUGUUUUAACUGCUUUGUGAAGUCUCUCAAUGUUGUAAAGCCUUGCAAAUGCUGA
This is a messenger RNA of Entamoeba invadens IP1, 591 nucleotides long. RefSeq lists its product as hypothetical. Bases 1 to 591 code for a protein of 196 amino acids. The transcript has a single exon. NCBI's taxonomy places the organism in Eukaryota, Evosea, Mastigamoebida, Endamoebidae. The record is from RefSeq and is a predicted model, not a curated record.